UAUCAUGGGACUAAACCACUCUCGAACUCCCUUGAACCAUAAAGGAAUGAUCAAUACAUAAUUAUAGAAGAAUCAUGAAAUCACUCUGUCGCUAAAAAGCAUAUCAUAAUCGAUAAAAAUGGGACGGGGUUUAUUGGCCGAUAUCGAUAAAUAUUGCUGAUCCGGUGCUGCAGGAGGCUUUAUGCAUUAUGUAUGUUCAAAGACUUCAUCGCUCCGAUGAGAGGAAUUUUCUCAAUCUGCUUUACCCUACGCCGCGUCAUCGUUUCAGCUCUUCUAUCCCGUUUAUUUCCCGCAUUCAAAGGACUGAGGGGCCUUCACAUAACUGCGAAGUUCGACCCACCGAAAUUCGAUCGGGUUGCCAAAUCUCGGGUCAUACAAACUUUGAUAAAACGGACACAUAUCUGCCUCAUGGGAAGUGCUCGGUCGGCAAUAAAUGGACGAGUAUGUAUCACUCUUUUUCCUUUUUACCCUAAAGAUAUACGCCUCAAAUACCUCAUUAACCGACGUUUCUUUUGACAGAGGACAUUUCUCUAAUAACCCUGCAAACUGUCAGAAGAUAAAGAUGAUAGACAGACCUAUUCGAGAAAGAGUGUUUUUCCUUGGUGACCACGACUUUCAUCAAUCGUCGUACAAAACAACCAACGCUCAUCGUAGGCCCGUAAGCAUGAUAACUGUCAUGCACUCGAACGAAAAUCCAUCCUCUCCUAUGCCGUCUCCCAUACGCCGUCACAGCGUCCAUCGUCCAUUGCGAUCUUCACCGCUUGCGGGGCCCGCGCUUUCCAGCGAGGGUCUAGUGAUACCGGAUGAGGAUGUUCAAAGGAGGUGCAAGCCAAACAGGAUUUCGUCGAGUCCUGAACUUCCAUCAACAUCCUCAUCCUCAAUAUACCCGGCAGAUAUUGAUCAUCUCCCUCUUCUAGCAAUCACCACCAGGCCAAGGUUACAUCAACGAAACUCGUCACCAAACUACCUGUCCGUCCCGUCCGUCUCCCUGACGAAGUCUCCUUCUGCUCCUUCCCUUCAUAUGCCCUCAACACCCUCCCCUUUUUCAACGAGUCCAAAACUCUCACUUCGACCGCCCUAUAUAGAAAGUAUUACGUCCUCAACAUCCUCAGCUCCACGGUCAGCCCCCGUCGUGGCCGGGGAUUGGCUUGUCACCAAUACGUAUGCAGAGACGCCUCGAUUCAGUAGGCUUAAUAUGGGGUCCAAUGUUGUGAUGCCCGUACCCGCAAAGGAAUAUCGCAGGAGGUCAAUUGCUAGCGUAAGGUCGAUAUUAAAUAUUUCCAGUCAUGCGUCUAGCCCGCCUGGACUAGUGCGGAGUCCAAGUGGAUCCAGUGGCGUUAGGAGUGAGGAGGCUGCCUCUACCUUUUCUGAGACUCUUCGGAGGGUUGAUUCAAGGAAAAGCUUAUCUUCGUUAGCUGGCAAAGUGCGCCGACGAGCUAGCACUUUCCUGUCUAUCAAAUCUGAGUCGUCAGAGGGUAAGAGUGUCGAGAGUGCUCACAGCUUACUCCAAUCAAGCAGCGUCACUUCUCUUUCUUCGGUAGCCGAUAACUCUGAUAACGACUUCCUCCUUUCCCCAUCUCUUCCACCUCGAUCUCCUCGCUCUGCCCGUAGCCGGGGAAGCUCUAAAUCGGACUGUACGAUCAUUGAUGAAGAAGCUGAGGAUGAUAUGCCGGUUACCCCUGAUACGCAACCUUCGCCAGAAAAGAGGAAAGAGCAUAAACGGGGAACGUUCCUUCUCAAAUUUCGUCGGAUAGUCGGUGCACACCGUCUCAUGCGUCCGCAAGUUUCGGAUGUUUCAUAAUUUCUUAUCUUUCAUGCUAGAGAGAUAGAUA
This is a messenger RNA of Lentinula edodes (shiitake mushroom), 1832 nucleotides long. RefSeq lists its product as uncharacterized. Bases 434 to 1801 code for a protein of 455 amino acids. The record is from RefSeq and is a predicted model, not a curated record. The transcript is spliced from 2 exons. Lineage: Eukaryota; Fungi; Basidiomycota; Agaricomycetes; Agaricales; Omphalotaceae.